AUGGCCUCCAUCUCAAAUCAAUCCAAGGAGAUGCGUGAGAGACACCGCCGCAUGUUGUGCGAACUGCUGCGGCUGGAGGAGAACCAGGAAUGCAUGGACUGCCAGGCGCGGAACCCGAUGUGGGCCAGCACCAACUUGGGCAUUUUUAUUUGCCUGCGUUGUAGCGGACUGCAUCGACAGCUCGGUGUUCACGUGAGCAAAGUGAAGAGCUGCACUAUGGACUUGUGGGAGCCGGAGCAGGUUGCCUUCAUGCGUGCAAUGGGCAAUGGCAAGGCUAA
Molecule: messenger RNA, 278 nt
Organism: Trypanosoma cruzi
Lineage: Eukaryota; Euglenozoa; Kinetoplastea; Trypanosomatida; Trypanosomatidae
Exons: 1
Molecular function (GO): GTPase activator activity
Source: RefSeq, a predicted model, not a curated record